GGAAACUUCACAGGGAUCUUCAGCAUGUAGAACAGGAGCUCUCUGGACAGGAAUGACCUAUCAUGUCAGCACUGAAGAAGGUGUUGCCGGGCAUACUGCAGAAGCAUUGCUGCAUCCUACCAGAUAGGAACACAGAGUCUCAGUGCACUCUGUGUGGUGAAGCAGAAGGUGAAGAUGCUGGACACUUGAAGCAGAGCAAAGUAAGUUUUCCAGGACCAGCACAAGAAAGCCUUGACCAGCCGUAUUCAUGGUCCCCCAUCCAGUACUUCGAUGAAGACAGCUACCCCUCCCCUCCCAGGAAUAUGAAAGGUCUAUCAGGCGGCCGUCCCCAGCUGACCAUCACACCCGGACACACCUGCGGCCUGACGGACUGUGACCACUCCCUGGACCACCUGCAGCAUGGCAUUUCGGACUCCCGCUCGUCUUACCUGCUUAGCCCCACGGACAGCUGCCCUAUGGACCACCACCGCUGCUCGCCGCGGAGCUCCAUCCACUCCGAGUGCAUGGUGAUGCCCGUCUCCAUGGCUUCCGACCACGUCUCCAGCAGCACCUUCCCAAGGAUGCACUACAGCUCACAUCACGAGAGUUCACGGGAGGACGGUUCCACUGUUCACAGCUCCGGGAAGAUGAACCGAAUUCCGGCCAACCUCCUGGACCAGUUUGAAAAGCAGCUUCCCAUCCACCGAGAUGGCUUCCACACGCUGCAGUACCAACGCACUUCCACCACCACCACCACCAGCGAGCAGCGCAACGAAAGUCCCGGGCGCAUCCGGCACCUGGUGCACUCCGUGCAGAAGCUCUUCACCAAGUCCCACUCCCUGGAGGGCUCGUCCAAGAUGAACGGCACCAAGGGCGACUCGCGCUCGGACGCCGGCCACCACCACCACGGGCACCACCACGGCCAUCACAAACACAGCAAGAGGAGCAAGAGCAAGGAGCGCAAGGGCGACUCCAAGCACCGCUCAGGGAUCGCCGGCUGGUGGAGCUCUGACGACAACCUGGACAGCGACAGCACCUACCGGACUCCCAGCGUCAUGAGCCGCCACCACGUGGACCACAUAAGCCACUGCUACCCGGACUCGGUCCAGAGCCACUUUGGAGACCUUUCGCUUAAGACCUCAAAGAGCAACAACGACGUCAAGUGCUCGGCUUGUGAGGGAAUGGGUAUGGCUCCCGAGGGCAAGUUCAUGAAGCGGAGCUCUUGGUCCACGCUGACUGUUAGCCAGGCUAAAGAGGCUUACCGCAAGUCCUCGCUCAACCUGGAGAAACCCAUGAUGCCUCAAGACCUCAAGUCCUCCAUGAGGCCUUGUCAUUAUCUGCAGGUUCCUCAGGACGAGUGGGGGGGCUACCCUGGGGGUAAAGAUGAGGAGAUCCCUUGCCGGCGGAUGAGAAGCAGCAGCUAUGUGAAGGCCAUGGGGGACGAAGAGAGCGGAGACUCGGACGGCAGCCCAAAGAAUUCACCGCAGAAAAGCAUGCGGCCUGGCGGCCUCAUCAAACCUGUGCUGCAGAGGCAGCUGUCUGACCAGAGUCAGAGCUACCACCUGCAGGCUUCGAGGGAGAUCCACCCCAGUAUCACGCUGGACCCCUCGCCCAAUUACAACUCGCCCAAGUUCCGCUCUCGCAACCAGAGCUACAUGAGGGCGGUCAGCACCCUGAGCCAGGCCAGCUGUGUCAGCCAGGUGAGCGAGACGGAGAUAAAUGGUCAAUUCGAGUCGGUCUGCGAGUCCGUGUUCAGUGAGGUGGAGUCACAGGCCAUGGAGGCGCUGGACCUGCCUGGCUGCUUCCGCACACGCAGCCACAGCUACCUACGGGCCAUCCAGGCUGGCUACUCGCAGGACGACGACUGUGUGCCCUCCAUGACCUCAUCCACCGUCACCUCCACCAUCAGGUCCACGGCCGCGGUCACCUACACCCCCAGCACUCCCACCUAUAAGCGGACGCCCCCUCCCGUGCCCCCUCGCAGCACCUCCAAACCCCUCAUCUCCAUCACGGCACAGAGCAGCACCGAGUCGACACAGGACGCCUACCACGAGGGCCGCCUGGCCAGAGGAGGUUUGUGGGGCUCGGAGGGCCUGGGGCUGGGUUUAGGCCGAGCUCUCUACAACUCCACAGACAGCUUGGACAGCGCCAAGGCAGUCACCAUCGCCAUGGAGGCAGCAGCCAUGGCGAUGGCAGGAAAGAGACACCCGUCCACCGACAGCCACAGCUCCGUGAUGACCUGCGACAAAGCGGUACUGGUGUCCAAAGCUGAGGAGUACCUGAAAACACCCAGAUCCUCUAUAGGGAUACAGGUGGAGGCGGCCACGGAUUCAGAGUCCGAGAGCAAAGGAUCGCGGGAAUAUCAUUCUGUAGGGAUUCAGGUGGAGGAUGACAAACGUAUGGGCAGGUUUAAGCGCUCUAACAGCGUGACGGCGGCGGUGCAGGCUGAUCUGGAGCUGGAGGGUUUUCCUACGAUGGAGGAUAAGGGUCUACAGUUUGGUGGGGGCGGUGGGGGUUUCCAGCGCCACAGCGAGCCCAGCACACCUACGCAGUACGGGGCAGUGCGAACCGUGCGCACGCAGGGCCUCUUCAGCUACCGCGAGGAUUACCGGCCCGCCGCGGAGCCCCCCAGUCCUCAGCGCAGCCCCGAGCCCUGGCUGGAGCCUCCAGGGGGCACCAGAGAGCCCCAGGCCACUGUGGCCGUCACAGUGACCCCUCCGCAGGCCUCGGAUUCCGGCAGGGUCUCGCCCUCGACCCGGCGGGACGGCAGCUGGUUCAUGCAGCUCCUACACACCGAGACCAAGAGGAUGGAAGCAUGGUGUAAAGACAUGGAGGGAGAGGCAGAGGAGAACGACCUGUCGGAGGAGAUUCUAGGUAAAAUCCGGAGUGCGGUGGGCAGCGCUCAGCUCCUCAUGUCCCAGAAAUUCCAGCAGUUUUACUGGCUGUGUCAGCAAAACCUGGACCCUAGUGCCAUGCCCCGGCCCACCUCUCAGGACCUGGCUGGAUUCUGGGACCUGCUGCAGCUCUCCAUCGACGACGUCACCUCAAAGUUUGACGAAUUGCAGAAGAUCAAGAGCAACAACUGGAGGCUCAUUGAGAGCCCCGUGAAGAAGCUCCCGCCCCCCGUACCAAAGAAGACACUACGUAAGAGUGUGACGCGGGAGAAGUCUCUGGACCUGCCUGACCGGCAGAGGCAGGAAGCGCGGCGGCGGCUGAUGGCCGCAAAGCGAGCGGCUUCAUUCCGCCAGAACUCGGCCACGGAGCGAGCGGACAGCAUCGAGAUCUACAUCCCCGAGGCCCAGACGAGACUGUGA
Messenger RNA from Colossoma macropomum (tambaqui), 3293 nucleotides. RefSeq names its product discs, large (Drosophila) homolog-associated protein 2a (gene dlgap2a). NCBI's taxonomy places the organism in Eukaryota, Metazoa, Chordata, Actinopteri, Characiformes, Serrasalmidae. Gene Ontology annotation, molecular function: molecular adaptor activity. The transcript has 19 exons. The record is from RefSeq and is a predicted model, not a curated record. Bases 63 to 3293 code for a protein of 1076 amino acids. Gene Ontology annotation, biological process: signaling. Gene Ontology annotation, cellular component: glutamatergic synapse; postsynaptic specialization.